Molecule: messenger RNA, 3697 nt
Organism: Cydia fagiglandana
Lineage: Eukaryota; Metazoa; Arthropoda; Insecta; Lepidoptera; Tortricidae
Gene: Orco
Product: odorant receptor coreceptor
Exons: 11
Coding region: 213-1634 (473 amino acids)
Biological process (GO): detection of chemical stimulus involved in sensory perception of smell; sensory perception of smell
Cellular component (GO): plasma membrane
Molecular function (GO): odorant binding; olfactory receptor activity
Source: RefSeq, a predicted model, not a curated record
UCAGCGUGUGGGGUGGCAGUGAAAAUUAAAUCGAUCAUUCUUGAAGACAUUCGCUCAAAAGACGCACGUCCUUUAAAAGGAAGUCGAAAAUAAUCUAAUCUAAUAAUUAAAUUCUCAUUCACCGAAAUGGCCAAGGGAUCCGAAAAUUAGAGACUUAGAGACAGUUGAAUUGAGUCUUUGAUUACAGAAGGAGAAAUUAAAAAGCCCUCAAGAUGAUGGGUAAAGUGAAAUCUCAGGGCCUUGUGUCCGACUUGAUGCCAAACAUCAAGCUGAUGCAAAUGGCCGGACAUUUCCUAUUUAAUUACACCGAUGAAACCGGUGGCAUGUCAUUGCUGCUGCGUAAAGUAUACGCUUCAAUGCACGCCUUCCUCAUCGUUCUCAACUUCAUCUGUAUGGGUAUCAACAUGGCUCAGUACUCCGACGAGGUCAACGAACUCACCGCCAAUACCAUCACGGUCUUGUUCUUCGCUCAUACUAUCAUCAAGCUGGCCUUCUUUGCAAUCAACUCUAAGAGCUUCUACAGGACCUUGGCAGUAUGGAACCAGUCGAACAGCCACCCUCUCUUCACGGAGUCGGACGCCAGGUACCACCAGCUCUCUCUGGACAAGAGCCGCCGGCUGCUCUACUUUAUUUGUGGUACCACCUGUCUCUCAGUUGUCAGCUGGGUGACCCUCACGUUUUUCGGCGAGUCCGUCCGCCUGAUCGCCGAUAAGGAGAGCAACGAUACCCUGACCGAGCCAGCUCCCAGGCUCCCGCUGAAGGCCUGGUACCCCUUCAACGCGAUGAGUGGAAGCAUGUACAUCAUCGCGUUCGUUUAUCAGAUCUACUGGCUUUUGUUCUCAAUGUUGAUCGCCAAUCUGAUGGAUGUGAUGUUCUGCUCCUGGCUGAUCUUCGCCUGCGAGCAGCUGCAGCAUCUCAAAGCCAUCAUGAAGCCACUCAUGGAGCUCAGCGCUGCUCUAGACACCUACAGGCCUAACACUGCUGAGUUGUUCAGGGCAUCUUCUACUGAAAAGUCCGAAAAAGUCCCAGAGCCCACAGACAUGGAUAUCCGCGGUAUAUAUUCCACGCAGCAGGAUUUCGGCAUGAUGCUGCGAGGCGCGGGGGGUCGCCUGCAGAACUUUAACUCGCCGAAUCCCAAUCCGAACGGGUUGACCCAAAAACAAGAGAUGUUGGCUAGAUCCGCUAUCAAGUAUUGGGUGGAGAGACAUAAGCACGUUGUGAGACUGGUGGCGUCCAUAGGAGAUACUUAUGGUACUGCUCUACUGUUUCACAUGUUGGUGUCAACCAUUACACUUACACUUCUGGCUUAUCAAGCGACAAAGAUCGAUGGUCUCAAUGUGUACGCGUUCAGCACAGUCGGAUACCUCAGCUACACUCUUGGGCAGGUGUUUCACUUCUGUAUCUUCGGCAACAGGCUUAUUGAGGAGAGCUCUUCAGUGAUGGAAGCAGCAUACUCGUGCCAAUGGUACGACGGCUCCGAAGAAGCUAAGACCUUUGUCCAGAUUGUGUGCCAGCAGUGUCAGAAGGCCAUGAGCAUCUCCGGCGCCAAGUUCUUCACGGUCUCACUGGAUCUGUUCGCUUCUGUACUCGGCGCUGUUGUAACCUACUUCAUGGUGUUAGUACAACUGAAGUAGAAGCCACCGAAUUCAUCAAAGACAACUUACAAGCUUCUACCUUUGAGUCUGUUGAACGAAAUGUAUUUUUCCCUCUGAGGUUGAACUUAAAAGUUAAGAAUCCUCAAAUUGCGACGCGGCCAUACGACUACGAUUACCGUCGUGAAAUUUUGAUUGAUGACAAAGCGUUUAGGUACUAUUGGUUAAGAGUCUUAAUUCAAUCCUGUGUACUUACACUUAUAAAUAGCACCUUAUGACCUCAAAAAUUCGUGGUUAAAAUCUGUCGGGUUACUCGUUCCCACGGUGUAUAUAAUCUUUAGGUAUACCUAAGUAUAAGUUAUAUUUAUAUUCCUCCCAAAAAUUGUUGACUGUCAUAUUGAAAUAAAUUUAUUACAUCAGAAUAAUACGUAACAAUGUCAUUUCUAAACUAAACAAUUUAGUACAAUUAAAGAUAUUACACUUGUUAUAAUAUUUCUGUGGUAUUUCAUUUUGGUAGAUCAUAUGUAGGUACGUAUUUUUAUUUAGGAGGUUAGACAUAAUUUCUAACAAACUGCGGAAAUUUUUAGCGUUAAAACCUUGUAAAUAAAGUCCCUCGCCGCGUUUGAGUGUUUGUGUGUAUGUAUGUUCACGAUAAAUUUAAUAACUUCGGAACGGAUUUUCAUGCUGUUUUCACCUGUUAAUAGAGUGAUUCAUGAGGAAGGGUUAGAUUUGUAAUUUGUUAAAGUUUUGUGUAACCCGUGCGAAGCCGGGGCGCGGGUCGCUAAUAGGUUUAUGGACUAGAAUAGACAUAGAUUAGAAUUUUAUAGCUUGAUACCUUUACGAGCAAUUCUAAAAAUAUCUAGUAGGGGAGACCAAGGUGAGUUGUGACAGAGGAAAGUUGUGACAUUGUCGAUUUUUUGGAAUCUAUUAACUAAAAACUAGGUCGCAAUAGCGCGCGUUUGUUGGUUCAAAUUGCGAGCCAACAAACGCACACUGUUGCGAGCUCACUAACACUUAUUAGAUUUCAAAAAAUCGACAAUGUCACAACUCUCCUCUGUCACAACUUACCUCGGUCUCCCCUACCUAAUAGUUAAUGUUUUUAUUGUACACUUAUUUAUAAAUGGAUUUAUUAUUUUACUAGUGACACGUCUCGGGAUACACAAGACCUUUACAAAGUAUAUAACAAAACCAAUUACACACCUUCCCCAAGAAUCUAUUGGUAGGUGAAACUACAUCCUUUCAGUAGUUUUUGAGUUUAUGGAGAACAUACAUAAUAUACAGACGUGGCGGUGGACUUUGUUUUAUAAUGUGUAGUGAUGGUUACCAACAUGUUAUUCGUGAUAAUAUUUAUUUUCACGGCUCCUAGUCGCAUUUACACAUAUUUCACUAUUUCAGUGAUGCACAUUUUAAUAUUUACCUACAAUAUUAUUGAACUACUGUUGUGGAAGUAAUUACUAAGUAUGUUUAUAAUGUUGUUACUUCACUUAGAUUUGCGGGUAUGUAUAUUGCUAAUUAAUUUAUCGGGAAUCGGUUUAUUUUUACGGUUAAUGUAUUACUUCAUCUCUGUUUUUUUCUUAUGCACUUAUAAUAAGUCUCUGUUUGAUCCAACGAUUGACUGGUAGACAACACUCUAAGAGUGACAUUCCAUUUCCAACUGCAGCUGCAAUACUAUGGAAAUUGACAGUGACAGCGGCGCGUUUCCAUAGUAAAAUGAACAGUAUUGCAGCUGGAGUUGGAAAUGGAAUGUCACUUUAAGGCAGUAAAUAAUUAAAAUUAAUUGUCUAGCUGCACCUUUCUUUUGUCUUAUUUGUAUAGGUAAUGUUUUGGCACUUAGAACUCGUAUAUGUGAUACAAUAGUGUGUACCUAUAUAUUUAUUAUAAGUACCUAUUUAUCAUAAAUAUUCAAGAUCGUAAAUGAAAAGUUUUUAUAUGUAUAAAAAGGUUAUAAUAUAAGAAAGUAUAUUAUAUGCAAAGGAAAAUAAUAGUAGUAGGAUUUUUUAUAGAUUGACGGUAGUUGAAAAAUUUGGCUGGACCUAUAAAUAGUUAUUUUUCUCUUGUGUUUGUUAGAUGGUAUAUUUUAUGGAUUAAAUUAUUUUUAAAUAAAA